UACGGCAAACAAUCUGUCUUGGAGUUGUGGUGCACGGGCUUUCGUUUGCGGACCGUUUACACUUUCAACGAUAAUCUAGAUCUAAUGUGUAGUUACACCUAGUCAUGUGGAGACUAUCGUAACCAGUUAGUACUCAAGAACUCGAGAGUUACGUAGUGGCCUGGAUUUCGCCAUGAAGGUCCAAAUACAACUUCUCCUCCUCACGUUUGCCGUCACUUUUGGAUUUGACACUUUUCCAGUACCAAAAGCAGUCUUCCAGGGAAGUUGUGAUGAUGUCCAAGUAUUUUGCCAGCAAGUCUGUCUCAAUCGUUACUAUGGCGGCUACCAGUGCUGGUGUAAAGAUGGCUAUGAACUCAACGAUGAUGGGAUAACUUGUCGAGAAGUUUCAGCAACACGCAGUGUUCCAGCACCUAACCAUACUUGGUACACAAUACCUCAGACCCACAAUGUGGACACAAAAUACAGCACUCCCUCUACUUUACACACCCAGACCUUCACAGAAAACCAGCCCCAGGGCAGAGAAAAAGAGACAGCCAAAAAAGCUGCAAAAUUAUCAGAUUCCAAACAUGACAUUGUUCAGGGAGAUGAUCCUAGGACCAUAGCAGACAAUAGAGUACCAUUUUCUUCACAGUCAGAUAUUAAAAAUGAGAAAUCCAGUGAUAAGUAUGAUGAUUUUGACUCUUCUUCCUCUGAAAAUAUUAUUGUGCCAGUAGCAACCCAUGAUAAGAGACAUGAGAACUCUGUUCUAAGUCGGCAGACGAAGGCCCCUGUUAAGUAUACCUCCUGCAAUGACUUGGAUUGCUUCAAUGGGGGGAGCUGUGUGCCAGACGUGCUGCGCGGAGGAGUUCGGUGUCAGUGCCGCCUGGGUUUUGAUGGAGAUUAUUGUGAACAAGAAAUGCUUGUCCGCUACCCUAAGUUUAUGGGCACUGGGUAUGUCUCGUUCCCUGUCCUGAGGAGGGCCUUCAAAGAGAUGACCGUUACUUUGGAGUUUCGCCCCGAUACGCAGAAUGGUCUGCUGUUAUUUAGUGGAGAACACCCUGAUGCUCAUACAGACUUCUUUUCAGUCAGCUUGAUUGAUGGAUAUGUGGAGUUUAGGUUUGACUGCGGUACUGGUAUGGCCAAAAUCCGCACGACCAGUGAAGUAAAGCUGGGAAAGUGGAACACAGUCACUGUCCACAGACAUGAGUGGGACGGGUCUGUACAGCUAAAUAAAGGAGAACAGGUCAGAGGGAGAGCUCAGGGUUUGUUUUCCCGGAUCACAUUCCGUACACCCUUGUUUCUAGGAGGAUACAUCAACACUACUCACAUAGGCAGCAGGACAGGGAUGUACUUUGGCUUCAUUGGUUGUGUCAAGGCAAUGAAAAUUAAUGGCAAAGAGUUUGACUUCCGUAAGGGAGCCUUCAUUGGAGAUGCCAUAGAUGGUGUAGAUGUGGCUGAAUGCAGUGCCCAUAUAUGUCGUAACUCUCGUUGUCGUAAUGGCGGGAGUUGCAUGGCGGACUCGCCAGACACCUACACUUGUCUAUGCCCCAUGAUGACUGCUGGGAAAUAUUGUGAAAGAAGCAUUGAGCACAUUGUGGUACCCCAGUUUACAGGGCAUUCCUUCCUCCAGUAUGAAGGAAUCAGAAGAACAGCACUCAGCUAUACAGAGAUAGAACUGGUCUUCAAGGCUACAAAUAAAGAUGGCACUCUCCUGUAUAAUGGCUUCACCACAGAUCGUAGAGGAGACUUCAUUUCCCUGGCUCUGGUGGAUGGAUAUUUGGAAUAUCGCUUUGAUUUAGGGACUGGGCCUGCUAUUAUUAGGUCAUCACAGCCAUUACCUCUCAAUGCCUGGCACACAGUAAAGAUCUCCCGCACAGGACGUGAUGGUGUUCUGGAGGUGAACGAGCAGCCUGCGGUGCAGGGGUUGUCCCAGGGAGCUUACACACAGCUUACACUGUUACAGGACCUCUUCAUUGGAGGACAUAGAAAUUAUGAUGAUACUUCUAAAUAUGCUAAGGUUAAACAGUCAUUUCAAGGUUGCAUACAAAAGGUGGUUGUUAACAACAAGCCUCUGUCUCUCAUGGAGGACUACAUUGAUGGCAUUAACAUAGACACCUGCAGUCACCCCUGCUCCACCAAGCCCUGUGAGAACAACGGGAAGUGUGUCCCUUAUAAGAACUUUUACACAUGUAACUGUCCUCUAGGGUUCACCAACACUAACUGUGAGGAAACUGUAUAUGAUGAUGUGACAGUCCCAAUGUUUAGAGGAAACAGCUUCUUGAAGUAUAAUGAUGAAGAAACCAUGAAAAGAAUCAAAGGCAAGAAGCUGGAUAUUAAAAUACGGCUAAAGACCAGCCAAUCAGAUGGACUUAUCUUGUGGAGUAGUGAAGAACACACAAGCACCACCAGCGACUAUGUGGCUAUUGGUCUGCGUGGAGGAUAUGUCCACUUUCAGUACAACCUGGGCAGUGGGGAGGCGGACAUCAUGGUCAAUACGACCAGGAUCGAUGACGGCAAGUGGCACAGGAUUCAUGCUAAAAGGUUAAAACAGGAUGGGUCUCUGAAAAUUGAUGACCUUUCUGCACAAGAUGGCCGAAGUCCUGGAAGAUUUACUCAGCUAAAUACCAACACACAACUCUUCUUAGGUGCAGUGAAUGACAUGGCAGAGAAAACACUUCACAAAUACACAGGGGGUUUUGUGGGAUGUAUCUCCCACUUUACUCUGGCCACAGACUACCAUGUGAAAUUUGUUGCUCAAGCCAGCAGUGGACAGAAUAUUAACCAGUGCUCAUGAAACAAAAGUACAGCACCAACCCAGUGAAGUGAUGAGAGCUAGAGCAGGAUUGGAUGUAGUAUGUUUAAGACGCAGCAUAUUGAAAUGUCAGUGUAGAAGGUCCCAGCAGCACUCAGUGAAGGAAGAACCACUGUGAUAUCAUGACAGAGUUAUUUGCCAUGGAAUGUCAGGACAGUGGGGUUAUUGCUGUUACUUCUCUUUUUUUAUCAAUUUUUGGGAUUAUGUAAAUGAAAUGAAUGUAAAAGUAGCAAAAUAUGCCCAAAUACAAACUGGAAUUGGCCUUUAUUUGUUACAGAGAUAUUUCCUGCUGAAGAAUUGUGUAAAAGAUUAUCCCAAUCUAAGAAUCAUAUGUAACUAUUUUUAAAUAGGACAGAAGUGUGAAGGAGACCUAUAUGUAUAAUUUUGUUACUAUAUCUUUCAACAUCAAGAGAUAGUCAUGGUACACGUUAUUGACAGCUAACAUAAUUGACCUAAAGAUAGUUCAGUACAUGAAAUAAUACUUUUCUCUUUCUCCAUUUCUCUGCUUUCAUAUUUGUCUGUCAUAUUUGUGCCAAAGUGAACAGUGAUUGUUUUGUAAUUUUUAAUGUGUUGUCUAGACCUAUUUAGGGCUUUAAAGGUGGAAAGCUUGCACAUUUUUAUCUUCUGUAGGUCUGAAUAUUGUAGCUCUAAUAUAUAUAUGAUAAAAUAAAAUAAAAUAAACCAAUAAAAUAAAAUAAAAUUAAUAGAGAGUAAUUAUAGAAGUAUGUGUAAAGACAUAUUUCACAUUUCAAUUUUGAGAAGAAUAUUGGUUUCAACUAUGUUUCGACUAUGUAUAAACUUAAAUGAAUACUAGAUUCCACCAUGUUUAUCACUACUAAUUGGAUUUAAUCAAGUAAAAGCUGACAUAACCUAAGACUAAUUGCAGUUUUCAGUUGAAAUACAUGUGGGACAUACACAUACGUACUACACGUAUAUCCCUUUGCCUAUUUGUUGUUUUAUGAAAUUAACUAUUAUGUCAAUUUAACUUCCUGUGUAGUUAUUUUUUUCAGCAUUAUACUCAUGCCAAAUUUUCAUAUCCACACAGUCUUCCAAAAGAUGACCCCCCCCAUGUAAUCACUGUGCAUGCCUUUCUUCCUAACGUUCUACUAGUAUAUGUGUUAAUGCAACUUUAUGUACGUCUCCGGAAUCUAGUUCUCUUUUUUAUGCAGUAUGUCAUAUUUGUGAAAGUUAACAGUGCAUUAAUGUCAUUGCAAUACGGUAGAUUUGUAAAUGAAAUUAAUACGGAAGUGCUUUUUAUUUUACAGUGUACAUAAAAUGUACAAAUCAAAUGCAUUAUACAGGCUGUAAAGUUGAAGUGAAGAAAACAUGGUGGAAUGCAUAAUACCUGUCAGAAAUGUUUAUGGAGAUUUGACACCUGUUGAACAGAAGUCACAGUGUGAGAGAUAAUCCUUGAGUGAUUUUUACAUGUAGUUCAUAUAUUUCGUCUCAUGUUUACAAAUCAAUAAAUGUUUUGUAAUGUUUU
Molecule: messenger RNA, 4274 nt
Organism: Lingula anatina
Lineage: Eukaryota; Metazoa; Brachiopoda; Lingulata; Lingulida; Lingulidae
Product: pikachurin
Molecular function (GO): calcium ion binding
Source: RefSeq, a predicted model, not a curated record